Molecule: messenger RNA, 778 nt
Organism: Gigantopelta aegis
Lineage: Eukaryota; Metazoa; Mollusca; Gastropoda; Neomphalida; Peltospiridae
Product: dermatopontin-like
Exons: 6
Coding region: 54-563 (169 amino acids)
Biological process (GO): collagen fibril organization
Cellular component (GO): extracellular matrix
Molecular function (GO): extracellular matrix structural constituent
Source: RefSeq, a predicted model, not a curated record
CUGAUAUCGUAUAAAAGUCACUCCACGGUGCAGAACUCGCACACAGUCGCAUAAUGAAGUUCCAGGUGUGUCUAUCGGUGUUUCUGUGUGUUACUGGCGUGGCAUUUUCCUGGGAGAACAACUGGGAUGGACCAUUCGAGUUCAUGUGUCCACACGGUCAGAGCAUUCGUCGAAUCACCAGUAACCACAACAAUCGCGCUGAAGACAGACAGUGGAGGUUUGAGUGCUCUAACACAGGGGCCGUGGCGUCCUGCGUGUGGUCAGGCUAUGUCAACGACUUCGAUCAGCCUCUUUUGUUCCAGUGUCCAAACAACGGCGUCAUCACAGGAAUCUCCAGUUACCAUAACAAUAACGCAGAAGAUCGACGUUUUAAAUUCCAUUGUUGCUCGAUUUCAGGGAGAAGUCUAACAAACUGUAGAUUUUCUUUGAGCUACAGCAACACUUUUGACGGCUAUCUCAACUUCUACGUUCCCAACAACCAGGUUCUGAAGGGCGCUUUCAGUUACCAUAGUAACGGUGCUGAGGACAGACGUUGGAAGUUUGAAGUGUGCCAAAGCUCCUAAACAAUCCUAUGUUUAUAUGGUAUGGUAACAAAGAGUCUUGAGCCACAGACCAUACUGCUGACUGACAAGGUGGAUGUAGUGAAUAUGUUUGUUUUGGGUUUUGUUUUUCGGGUUUUUCCUCAACUUUCAAAGUAUGAUUUGUAUUUUCAUAAACAUGCUUCAUAAAUAUAGUAUUGCAUACAUUAAAUACAAAUAAUAAAAAUGUAAUGUAUCUU